AUGAGGAUGGAGAAGAAGAAGAAGAAGAAGGACGGGUUAGAGGGUGGAAAACUUUUGAUGGCAUUGGAAGAAAGGGUGAGAAAGAGAGAAGAAAAGGAAGAGCCAAGAAUAGGAGAUGAUGAUGACAGAGAAGGUUGUUUUGGGAGGAAUAAUUUCGGUUGCAUGCACGCGGAGAGAGUCCAAGAAGGGCAAUGUGACAGAUGUAAACGUGGAUCUGAGGUGCAAAACCACAUGUAA
Sphenostylis stenocarpa is the source of this 237-nucleotide messenger RNA. Lineage: Eukaryota; Viridiplantae; Streptophyta; Magnoliopsida; Fabales; Fabaceae. The record is from the annotation of a GenBank genome assembly.